AUGGCGCACACAUGCCAGAGCUGUGGCAAGGCCUUCAAGUCACCGGUCUCUCUGCGCCAGCACGCAGAGUCUACCGGCCAUCACUCCGCUGCAGGUGUCGCCAACUCCGCAGGCACAGACAAUGACACCCCCUCAAUGUCGUCGAGCUCAGCUCUUACACCUGGCAGCGAGGAAGACGGGCUGGCGAGCACUCUCAGCGGCUUGAGACUCGAUUCCCACGUGGAAGACGACAUCGAAAUCGACAUGCCCCUGGACCGCUUUUUUCGGUCCUUCGACGCGUUCAAAAAGUACGACCCCUCGACUCCGCCGUCCGUCAGCUUCUCGCAGCUCAGGAACCACCUCACCAGCACGCUCGGCUAUCACGAGAUGGAAGCCCUGCGCAAGCGCUUCCACAGGGCGAUCGACAUGGAGCUCGAGGAGCACUAUGGCAGGCACAACGACCUGGCUGCGUGGCAGGAACUGUGUCGUGUGGUGGUGGCGUCAGGAGCUGGUGAAACGGGCAAGUCGAUCACGGGUUGCAAGAAGAUCCUACAGGCCGUCAAUAUCAACAUCUUCGACCUCGUCCACUUCGCCCGUCGCUCUCUGGUACAUCGCACUUCUCCCGAAGCAGCCGCACAACCCCUCUCCAGCAUCAAGACCUUUGCGAGCGUCAAGGCGCUCAAGACGUACUCGAAGAAGCAGAGCAAGGUCUUCCCGCUGGCCGGAGGAGCGAGGGUGAAUGGGGACCAGAGCGCCGCGCUCAAGGCGUUCCUGCGGCCGUUCAAUCGUUGA
Microdochium trichocladiopsis is the source of this 771-nucleotide messenger RNA. RefSeq lists its product as uncharacterized. NCBI's taxonomy places the organism in Eukaryota, Fungi, Ascomycota, Sordariomycetes, Xylariales, Microdochiaceae. The coding region runs from base 1 to 771 and encodes 256 amino acids. The record is from RefSeq and is a predicted model, not a curated record. The transcript is spliced from 2 exons.